UAAGUUGAAAGGAUUGAAGUGAGUCGGUGGUGAGUUGCUCAGUAAAACAGUCAACAGUGAGAGACAGUAGUGCGUCAGUGGCCGGUUGAAGAUCAUUGAAGAUGGUUGAUCGUGGAUUUAUUCUACUGUGUACAUCGUUAUUAAUAAAUAGUUGUGAUGGAGCUGCCUCGGACAUCGAGUUGGACGCCAAGGCCCAGAUGUUGCACCGUAUUGACAGUCUCAAUCUUCUCCUCUAUACUCUUCUCCUGAUCCUCACGGUCCUCACGAUCUGGACUUUCAAGCAUCGUCGUCUGCGGUUCCUCCACGAGACAGGACUCGCUGUCAUCUAUGGACUGAUUAUCGGUGCAAUAAUUCGAUAUGUCUUCAAAACGUGUCCUAUCACUCAUAUGCGCGUCGAGCCCGAACCUGAGAACAAAUAUAAGCAGACGGUACCACCUGAUUCGCUGUGGUUGCGUUUUCCGGAGGACAAAGGCGGUGGUACGAUAAAAAAUAAAACAUUUGCGUACUCCUUCCGGGGUGAAAUAUUCAAACAAAACAGUGAAAUCGAUCUGAAGGCCACUUUCGAUCCAGAAAUUUUUUUCAACAUCAUUCUACCACCAAUUAUAUUCCAUGCAGGGUAUAGCUUGAAGAGGAAAUAUUUCUUCCGUAAUUUAGGAGCCAUUUUAAUGUACGCCCUUUUGGGCACGACAAUAUCAUCGUUUGUUAUCGGAGCUCUGAUGUACACCUUUAUUCAACUCAUCCCGCAUCUCUCCCAAUCCUACGGAUUCCUGGACACCCUCUACUUCGGUGCCCUUAUUUCCCCCACUGACCCAUUGACCAUCAUCUCAAUCUUCAAUGAUCUCCACGUGGACGUCAACCUCUACGCUCUGGUAUUUGGGGAGAGUGUGUUAAAUGAUGCAGUGGCUAUCGUUCUCAGCGGCUCAAUCCAGAACUAUGGGACGAGGUAUCAGACAGGCUCUGGGGGCUUUGAGACAGUGGCUUUCUUCCAAGCACUGGGGGAUUUUCUAGGAAUAUUCAGCCUGUCACUGUUCAUUGGCGCAUCCAUGGGGUGUCUAACAGCCCUUCUAACUAAAUUCACGAGAGUCAGGGACUUUCCACUCUUAGAAUCAGCUUUAUUUGUUCUCAUGUCUUACAGUACAUUUUUAAUAGCUGAGGUAUCAGAUCUGACCGGCGUUGUGGCUGUUUUAUUCUGUGGAAUAUGUCAGGCCCAUUACACCUACAAUAAUCUCAGCCCUGACUCGCGACAGCGUACGAAGCAGCUGUUCGAAUUGCUCAAUUUCCUCGCUGAAAACUUCAUCUUCAGUUACAUCGGGGUGUCGAUGUUCACCUUCCCAAGGCACCGAAUCGAUCUUGCCUUUAUAUUCUCGGGAUUUGUGUGUGCACUGAUAGGACGAGCUGCCAACGUUUAUCCCCUGUCGUUUCUUCUCAAUCUGGCUAGGAAGCCGAAGAUCCCGAUGAAUCACCAGCACAUGCUGUUCUUCGCGGGAUUGAGGGGGGCCAUGAGCUUUGCACUGGCUAUCAGAAACACUGUGUCAGACGCCAGGAAAGCUAUGCUGACGACGACUAGUCUCAUUGUUAUUCUCACAGUUAUAUUCCAGGGAGGGGCCACCACACAAUUUUUGAGUUGGUUUAAAAUACCAGUUGGUGUGGAUGAAGAGGUGGAAGGUCUCUCCCACGGAAGUGUUCGAAACUCCGGUGGCGAAGGUGGCUUCGGAACUCUGGAGAUGCGUCGGGAGCGAACCCCCCCGUACAAUUCGAUGCAAGACGGUUCCCUGCAGGCUGGGGGCAGUGCCGCUGGUAAAGCCAACGAGAAAGCUUUACUUGCACGGAUAUGGGGUGAUUUCGAUACUCGAUAUAUGAAGCCACUGCUCACCCACUCCCGACCAACAUUACUGGAGACUUUGCCAGUCUGUUGUACACCCCUUGCCAGGCUUUUAACGACAGCUCAGCAAUUGUCGCAGGAGGAUCCAACAAGAAAAGCAGACUCAGACUCCGAUCUGUGCCUGGAAGCACAGGACGUAGAAUGGAAUACCAGUAUCGAGCCGAGGAGACUAUUAAGUCGUGAUGACGAUCGCGAUGAUUACGAGGCGAACCGCAGUCUCAUCAGCAUGGAUGGAUUUAUUCCUCUGAGAACAUUAUGAGAGGAUUUAAGAACUUACGAGAAUUCUCAUUCUCCAUUAUUAAUCUAUUGUGAGAUAAGUCGAAUUUUAAAAAUCGAAUUCAAAAAAUUGAUCAUUUCGAAUUUCAGAAAUCCACUGAUAUUUUUUCCCCAUUAAAAAAUGUUCUCGAUCUCGAACUGAAGACAUCGCACAUUGAACAUAAUUUUCUUAGUGAUUAAUUUAUUUAUACUGUGAUUUAGUACUGAUAAAACUGUUAGUUUAAGACUGAAUGAAUUAAUUUUUCACCCUUGAUCAUUGAAAAAAAGGCAACAAAAUUUUUUUUAAUCCCGAAUAGGUCGAAUAUUUUUUUCGGCAGUUUUUCGGAAAUGAAUAAUUGUUCUUCUCACUGGUUCAGAAUGCUCUGAACUUUUAAUUUUCAUUCACAACUUCCUUCGGUGCUGGUCUAAUAUCUCAAGCUGCAUGAAGAAUCUUCCAGCUACUCAAUUGCAUUCGGCUAUGAAUUUUUUUCGUUACGUUUGUUAAUUUUCUUUGGAAUUUAAUAUUUUUUUCACAGUCACCUGCUGAGCAAUUGCGUCGCAUUCACACGAUCACUUGAGGCCAGGGUCUAGUGCCCUCACAUUUCUGUAACUGUCUAGUGGAUAUGAAACAACGAGAAUGAAAAGCCCCGUUUUCUCUAGAUCACAAUUUUAGGUCACUAUUUUUUAAUUCAGAGAACAAUAAUUACAUUCGAGGCCUUAAAAUCAUCGAUGUCACCAGAAUCAUUGACUGUUUAUUACUUUCAUUAAUUUGAUUUCACUGCAAUUAUUUCUGUAGCAAAUUAUUUCUUUUAUCGCGUAAUAUGAAAAUUCUUUCUGAACCUUCAGAUUAUUUUCGUUGAGAAAAAGGAAAAUGGUGCAUUUACUCGAAUCAGACAGAGUUUAUCCUUUGGAAUCAGUAUUAUUUAUCCGGAAAGAUGUACAAAAAUCUUGCCCCGAGACUAAAUGCAGUAGCGAAGAGAUAAAGAGCAACAAAUUCACUUGUUUUUUACUCGAACUUUCAAGGAAUAUCUCUGAUUUUGAGAGUGAUACAGAAAAAGUGCCACAGAUAUUUUACUAUCUCUCCUCGAUUCAGUCGUGUUCCUCGAAAAUUUUCUAAUUGCUAAAUUAUCCACGCACUCAUCGCAAUUACCGAGAAUCAAACACGUGGAAUCACGGAAACGUGCCAAUUGUUACCAGAAAAUAGCAGCUAGCCCAUUAAAGGUGAUCCCAUCGAUAACUCGCCAAAAAAAUUAAGAAACCGGAAUUUUGGCUAUAUAUGGAUGUGAAACAUCUUUAAUCCCACAAGUUGAAAAACACGACCAGAAACAAGAGAUGUAGUUUCUUGCGUUAAUGCUUAACUUAGAUUUUGGCUGUGAUUGCCCAAUCAAUACGAAACAAAAACUAAUUGAUUUAUUUCUUUCAUCGCUUCCUGAAUUUAAGGGAGAAUUUCUGCAAUUUAAUUGGGGUUUUGCGUGAAAAAUUUCUACAGUGAAAUUUGAAAACAUGAUGGAAAAUAAUCGACACCUUUCGAAUAUUUCCUCCAAAUUUUCGUAAAUCACGCAAUAAAUGUCUUGAUUGAUUUCAUUAUAUAUAAAUAAAUGGAAGUAGACUAAUAUAUAAAGUUCAAAUCGUUUUUACCAUAGACGUGAUUGAAGUGAGACCUCAUGUAUUACUGAAACCAGUGUUUAAUAAAGUUAAUUUAUAAAAAUCA
Messenger RNA from Fopius arisanus, 3848 nucleotides. RefSeq names its product Na[+]/H[+] hydrogen exchanger 3 (gene Nhe3). Lineage: Eukaryota; Metazoa; Arthropoda; Insecta; Hymenoptera; Braconidae. Gene Ontology annotation, molecular function: potassium:proton antiporter activity; sodium:proton antiporter activity. The record is from RefSeq and is a predicted model, not a curated record. Gene Ontology annotation, cellular component: recycling endosome; plasma membrane. Gene Ontology annotation, biological process: sodium ion import across plasma membrane; regulation of intracellular pH; potassium ion transmembrane transport. The transcript is spliced from 12 exons. The coding region runs from base 102 to 2141 and encodes 679 amino acids.